Molecule: messenger RNA, 648 nt
Organism: Daucus carota subsp. sativus
Lineage: Eukaryota; Viridiplantae; Streptophyta; Magnoliopsida; Apiales; Apiaceae
Product: protein GET1-like
Exons: 7
Coding region: 1-648 (215 amino acids)
Biological process (GO): tail-anchored membrane protein insertion into ER membrane
Cellular component (GO): GET complex
Molecular function (GO): protein-membrane adaptor activity
Source: RefSeq, a predicted model, not a curated record
AUGGAAGCAGCCCCUUCGGUGAAUGUUGAUAUGAAUACGUCUGCCCCUGCUGUGAAUGUGAAUGGCUCUGUCGUGGAUUCUCCUCCUGUCAUGGAAAAACAUCAGUUCCUGUCAUGUAUAAAAGAACAUCCUCAACAAUCAAGCGCGGCUGUAAUAAUCUUCAUCGUCAUCUUUGCUUUGCAGUUUGGAUCCAAGUAUUUGUGCAUUUUAAAAAAGAUGAAAGGAUCAACUACUGUUGCGGAUGCUCAACUACGUGCGGAGAUCAAACAACUUUAUAAGGAAGCGAGUGCACUUUCACAACCUUCAACAUUUGCACAAGCCGCUAAACUUAGGAGGACGGCAGCAGCAAAAGAGAAGGAACUUGUCAAAAAUCAAGAAUUGCAGAGUAAGGAGAUAAACUCGUCAUUUGAUUCAUACUCGAAAAAUUUGAUGACGAUAAAGAUCCUUAUACAUAUCACAUUUACUUAUUGGUUUUGGCACACUCCUGUGGCCGCACUCCCUGAUCAACUUGUACAACCUUUUGGAAGAUUUUUGUCUUGGAGAUCAGGAGGUUAUUCAAACGGUUAUGUUAUGGUUGGUAUUAUCCAAUGGCUAACAGUGUCUACCAGUGUUGCGAAAUUUGUUUGUGAACAAAUAUUCAAGUUUUAA